CAGGAGCGACGUUAGCAACCAGCCGCCAUUUGAGUAGUUAUGUACACAGUGAGCACCAAUCUGUGUGGACAGAAGGACAUUUACUCUUAAUUUAAUAAAGUCACAGUUUUAAUUAAUUACAUAAACAUGACCUCAAACAACCCAUCGGUUUUCCUCCUCAUGGUCAACGGUCAGAUAGAAAGCGCUAAUUUCCCAGGAUAUGAUGACUUAUACUGCAAGUAUUGUUUUGUGUACGGACACGACUGGGCACCUACUUCAGGUUUGGAGGAGGGAAUAUCUCAGAUUACGUCAAAGGGCAGAGAUUCCUGUCAGCGAUUGGUGUGGAACUUCCCGCUGGACAUCACUUUCAAAAGCACCAACCCGUUUGGCUGGCCUCAGAUAGUGGUCAGUGUGUAUGGCCCAGAUGCAUUUGGAAAUGAUGUGGUCAGAGGGUAUGGAGCAGUCCACGUUCCCUUAACCCCUGGAAGACACACAAAAACCAUUCCGAUGUUUGUUCCUGAAUCCACAUCAAGACUGCAGAAAUUCACAAGCUGGUUGAUGGGCAGGCGUCCAGAGUACACAGAUCCCAAGGUUGUUGCCCAAGGAGAGGGAAGAGAUGUAACUAGGGUGCGCUCCCAAGGCUUUGUAACACUACAGUUCAACAUUGUCACCAAGGACAUGAAGAAACUUGGUUAUGACACCACCUCCACAGAGCAAGCACCAGCCACACACCUGGCUGGAACAGAGCAGCCCUAUGGAACCUGACGGUAGUCACAACAUUUGGAAUGUUAUGUAUCAUUGAUAUACAGAUAAAGAAUAAAACCAGCAAAUGACUUUAAAGCAUAAGUAGGUCCAAUAUUUGCUGGAGUUUCUAAAGGAUAUAAAACCAGGUUUUUUCUACCAUCCUUUUUUUCUGUAUAUUUGUAAUAAAUUUGUACAGAUUGUA
Molecule: messenger RNA, 925 nt
Organism: Colossoma macropomum (tambaqui)
Lineage: Eukaryota; Metazoa; Chordata; Actinopteri; Characiformes; Serrasalmidae
Gene: b9d1
Product: B9 protein domain 1
Exons: 7
Coding region: 127-744 (205 amino acids)
Biological process (GO): cilium assembly
Cellular component (GO): MKS complex
Source: RefSeq, a predicted model, not a curated record